AGGCAUAGCCACGCGCAACACGGACAGCAAAAGGAAGGGCACCCCUGCUGCCGGAAGGAGCGGCAGGUUUCUUGGCCCCCAGAUUGAAGUGCCGAAGUUGCGAGCUGCCAUGGAGAGUUCUGAUCCUGACCCUACAGAUGACAGUUCCAUGGACGCGUUCCUGGACAAGUUCCAGAGCCAGCCUUACCGCGGCGGCUUCCGCGAGGACCAGUGGGAGGAGGUGGGCCGCGGGGGCUUCUGGGGAAUUUGACAAGAUCCCCCUAUUUAUGAAAAAAGCGCCAUCAGAAAUUGAUCCCAAGGAGUUUCCUGACUUGGCUUGCCUCCAAUCGAUUAUUUUUGAUGAUGAGCGAUCUCCAGAAGAGCAAGCCAAGACCUAUAAAGAUGAGGGCAAUGACUACUUUAAAGAAAAAGACUAUAAGAAAGCUGUGGUUUCCUACAGUGAAGGACUGAAGAAGAAGUGUGCAGACCCUGAUCUGAAUGCCAUCCUGUAUACCAACCGGGCAGCAGCACAGUACUAUCUCGGCAAUUUCCGCUCUGCUCUCAAUGACGUGCUGGCUGCCAAGAAGCUAAAGCCUGAUCACCUGAAAGCCAUCAUACGAGGUGCCCUGUGCCAUCUUGAACUGAAACACUUUGCUGAGGCUGUGAACUGGUGUGAUGAGGGACUACAGAUUGAUGCCAAAGAGAAGAAACUUCUAGAAAUGAGGGCAAAAGCAGACAAGCUAAAGAGGAUGGAGGAGCGGGAUCUGAGGAAAGCAAAGUUGAAAGAAAAGAAGGAACAAAAUCAGAAUGAGGCUCUGCUCCAGGCCAUCAAGGCUAGGAACAUCAGGCUUGUCUCUGAAUCAGUCGGUGAGGAUGAAGAUUCAGCCUCCAAUGGUCUAGCCGAGAUGCUCCUGCAUGGGCUCAGCUCUGAGAACCCCUGUGGAGCCAGGCUCAGUAUAGAUGGCCAAGGCAGGCUGAGCUGGCCUGUUCUGUUCCUGUACCCCGAGUAUGCACAGUCUGACUUCAUCUCUGCUUUUCACGAGGACACCAGGUUUAUUGACCAUCUAAUGGCGAUGUUUAGUGAAGCGCCCUCCUGGGACUCAGAGCACAAGUACCACCCAGAUGAUCUGGAGGUCUACUUCGAGGAUGAGGACAGGGCAGAACUAUACCAGGUGUCCCCUGAGAGCACCCUGCUGCAGGUGCUGCAGCACCCCAGGUGCUCCGUGAAGGCCCUUACCCCGGCAUUCCUGGUCUGUGUAGGAUCCUCUCCUUUCUGUAAGAAUUUUCUCCAGGGGAAAAGGGUGCACAGGUAACCUAGGAACAGACCCUGGGGUCUUGUCCCUCAUCUUCCUCUGCCUGGAGUCUGCACACUGAAUCAUCUGGCCUAGAGUCCAGCACUCUGUCCCCAGGGACAGUGGUUCCUAACCUCUUGUUGGGGAAGAAGCUGCUGGACUCCCUGACCCUACCCCUGUCUGGCUGAGUGCUGCGCUCCAGCUGGGCCUCAGCCUCCUCACAUUCACAGCUCUGCCCUGGCCAGUCCAUCUUUGGAGUCCAUCUCUGAAGAAAGCAUCCACUGCAAUUACCAGAAUAGCUGGCCUUGGUAACUCCCUGGCCCCUAGACUAUCUCAGGAUGCAGUGACAGUCUCAACCAUUGUAGCAUUGGGCACAUACAGAAGGCACAGCUCCAAGGGAGUAAACCAGCGCUGCACAGUACUCUUAAGGCCUUAGGGCUUGAAAGACUGGUAGUUGCUUCACCAGCAUGAGAAAAGCUAAGGGAUGCUGUGGAUGCCGUGAGACGACUGGAGCCAUGAAGCCACAUCCUGUUUCUGCGUUGACUGUAUGAACUGGGAUCCUCAGGACUACUCAGAGCCCUACUGGUUUCUCUGACCAGUGGAGUUGCAGUAUGAGAACUGCAACAGACCUGGCGGUAGCCCAAGUGCUUCCUCCAUUCCUCAGCUCCAGUUAUGUCCUUGCCUCAGCAAAAGAAUGCUGAAUGGAGGUGUGCACCACUGUGCCUGGCUAGCAUUUCAUGCCUUUUGACCUAGCCUUUGCCUGUCACCGGCUGUUUUUGUCUUGUGCUGUUCUCUGCGUCCUAGAGGUUGUGUGCAUUCUUAGCUGCAGCUGAGUGGCUUCCUGCAGUGUCCACGCCAUCUCCCAAGGGGAGCAUACUUCUCAUUGCCCAUGCAAGGGCUAUGAAACAGGGCUUGAGCCACAUCUGGCAGCAGCUUGAGGUGUCAUUGGGCAGUGGUUUGCAAGUAGGCUUGUGUCCUUUCCCCUUUACCAUGAGGCGCCAUUUCUCAAAUAGGAGCAUCCCCGUCACCUGGGUGUCUGAAGAAAGCUCACAGCAGCUGGCCUAAAGCCACCGUUUGUAACGUGAGUGGCAGAUGUUUGUGUAGUAAACACUGAGAUUUGGGGGAUUGUUUGUCACUAUAGGAAAACUAAUACAGCAUUAAAGUGAAACCAGCUGACGGCCUUCAGAUGGGCUAAUUUGGGAUCUUGUGUUGAUUGUAUCCUUGUUUCUGGAAGAGAAAUUGUUUUUAGGGAGACCAGUGCAGCUUUCUUUCCCCGGGCAGGUCCCUGUAACACACACAGUGGUUUGCAAACACUGCAGACAUUCUCUCCUCGCUAGAGACUUUCCCCUGACUUCCUUUGUAAGAACUCAAAGUCUAUGUGAGGGGCUUAAGAGUCAGCUACAAUCUGGCAGACACUGCAGGAUCCCAGAAGCAGAUGUCUGUAGCUACCUCACUGUCAUGGACAAAUCAUGUUCUACUGCGCCUUCCUACCGUCUAAUUGGAGAUCUAACCCAGCCUCUCACUUGGUGAGGCUGAGGUGAGGUGGUGGGUAAGAGCAAGGUGCAAACUGAAAUGUACCUGGCAGGUGUUGUGAUUGUUUCACCCUGGGACCCUGCCCUUCCCAUCAGACAGCGUCUGCUGUGCUUCUAGUCUUUGACCCUCUGGAGUCAUCAGCUUAGAUGCCACGGGGGAGAGAAUGUCUUAGUUACUUAUUUGUUGCUGUUGAGACACUAUGACAACCCAACUUAUAGAAGAGUUUAUUGGGGCCCUUGGUACCAGCAGGUGAGUUACAACCCAAGACCAUCGUGGCAGAGAUUGUGGUAGCAGGAAGGCAGGUAUGGUACUGGAGCAGUAGCUGAAAACUCACAUCUUGGGACAACCACAAGGUAGAGAACGAGUUAACUGGCAAUGGCUGGGCUUUUGAAACUAUAAAACACCAGUGACACUGAUGGUUUGUUGCUUGGCCCAGGGAGUGGAGCUAUUAGGAGGUGUGUGUGGCCUUGUUAGAGUAGGUGUGUCACUGUGGGUAUGAGUUAUAAGACCCUCAUCCUAGCUGCCUGGAAGUCAGUAUUCUGCUGGCAGCCUUCAGAUGAAGAUGUAGAACUCUCAGCUCCUCCUGCACCAUGCCUGCCUGGAUGCUGCUGUGCUCCUGCCUUGAUGAUAAUGGACUGAAACUCUGAACCUAUAAGCCAGCCCCAAUUAAAUGUUGUCCUUAUAA
Molecule: messenger RNA, 3489 nt
Organism: Rattus norvegicus (Norway rat)
Lineage: Eukaryota; Metazoa; Chordata; Mammalia; Rodentia; Muridae
Source: RefSeq, a predicted model, not a curated record